CUCAAUAUCAAUUUAAAUAGGAUGAACCUCCCACGAUCCAGGGGUCAUUGGCCCCCAGCACCUCGAAAUUUUCAUCUCUUUCCUUAGAAUAUACUUCGACAAUAUGGCUGUGACCAGCAGGGUCCAGCCUCGGAAGCGAGACGAGAGCAACCAGACCACCACCACCACCACCACCACCACCACCAAGCUGCCUGAUAACACCAAUGAGCCAGCGUUUGAUUUCUCAAAGGAGCAUAUCAUCGGUGGCUGGCGGCCUGGCAUGGACCCUCGGGUCGAUUAUUCAGGUCACUUCGACUUUGGAGGUUCUCUCGGGUGUCUAGGCCUGAUGACGGGCUUCCCUCUAUUGAUGUGGUACAUGUGGAUCGGUGCUACCUACUACGAUGGAAAGAUGCCUCUUCCUGAAGACGAUCAGUCAUGGCUUGAUUUUGGCAGGCACUUGGUUCAUCUAGUAUACACGGGCGCAUUUCCCCAUCUCCGAGCAUGGCGUAUUUACUGGACCUAUUUCAUCUUUGAAGCUGCAUGCUACGUGCUCUUGCCGGGGUUCACCUGCUACGGCAAACCUCUUCUUCACCUUGGGGGGAAACAGCUCAAGUACCACUGUUCGGCCUAUGCUAGCUUCUACCUCACUAUUGUGGUCAUGGCCGUUCUGCAUGGCUCUGGAUUGUUCCCGAUAUACACUUUUCUGGACGAGUUUGGCCCAUUGAUGUCCGUGGCCAUCAUUUCUGGCUUCCUUGCUAGCUUCGUGACUUAUGUCUCUGCUUUCGCUCGUGGUGCCCAGCACCGGAUCACCGGCUAUCCUAUCUAUGACUUUUUCAUGGGAGCUGAAUUGAACCCUCGUUUGUUUGGCAUCCUCGACUUCAAAAUGUUCUACGAAGUCCGGAUUCCUUGGUUUAUGAUGUUCGGUCUAAGCUGUGCUGCCGCAACUCGUCAGUAUGAACAGUACGGAUACGUUUCUGGAGAGGUACUAUUCCUCGUCAUGGCCCACUACACUUAUGCCAACGCUUGCGCCAAGGGGGAGCAUCUGAUUACAACAACCUGGGACAUGUAUCAAGAGAAGCUCGGAUUCAUGUUGACGUUUUGGAAUAUGGCUGGCGUUCCCAUGUCAUACUGCCACUGUACUUUGUAUCUGGCAAAUCAUCACCCCUCCACAUAUGCGUGGAACAAGAACGCGCUCACUACACUGUUCGUCUCCUAUCUCUUCGUGUACUGGGUCUGGGACUCGGCCAAUAGCCAGAAGAACGUCUUCCGCAUGAUGGAACGUGGCACCUGGGUGAAGCGUCAUACCUUCCCCCAGUUGCCUUGGCAGGAGCUCCACAGUCCGAAGACGAUUGUGAGUGAGAAUGGUGAUACGAUUCUGGCAGAUGGAUGGUAUGGACUGGCGCGCAAAGUCCACUAUUCCUGCGAUAUGUUCUUUGCAAUCUCCUGGGGCCUGAUCACCGGUUUCAAUAGCCCAUUCCCUUGGUUCUAUCCGGUGUUCUUCAGCGUCAUGAUUGCUCACCGAGCUAUGCGGGAUAUUCAUAAAUGCAGGACCAAGUACGGUGAGGCGUGGAAGCAAUAUGAGAAACAGGUUCCUUACCUUCUCAUUCCAUACGUGAUUUGAGUACGAUCAAGCGUGGACGCUGCAGAGAGAAGGAACAAUAUCCCAGAGGGGAGGUGAACUUAGGUCGAUUGAGAGAAACUUUCCUGAAGCUAUUGAGUAAUAUAGACACCUACCCGGAAAACCUAUAGCUUCACAUUAAAUACGCAA
Molecule: messenger RNA, 1747 nt
Organism: Penicillium brasilianum
Lineage: Eukaryota; Fungi; Ascomycota; Eurotiomycetes; Eurotiales; Aspergillaceae
Source: the annotation of a GenBank genome assembly